AAUGGUCGAACACUCACUUCUGGCGUGUCGCGGAAACAGGCGGAAACGACUGGGAGACGAUCUGGGAAAGGAUUGCAGUCUCAAUUGCACGACGGCCACAUUAUCCCAGCAGAGCAUCAGCCCAUCUUGGAGCACUAAGCUGCCAAAAGAAGGUCUCGUAGAGAGCCAAGGACCUCUCCUCUCAAACUCCUUCCAUUUUUUCCACGGCCGGUCAGCUCAGCAGCCGCUAUGGGCAGCCACGAUAAGGACAGACGUCGGGACAGCUCCUUGAGUCAUGAGCACAGUCGUUCACGCCAUCGUCAUCGUUCAAAGUCCAGAGACUCUUCGCGCGAGAGAUCGCACAAGGCGAAAGACGGUUCCUUGAGGUCAACUUCCCGGGAUGAGAAGAGGUCGUCGAAGAAGGACAGGAGGCGGUCAAGGAGUCCUGGGUAUUCUCGCCAUGAUCGAGGCGAAUCUAGCGGUCGUAGGCGUUCGUCAGGACACAGCCACAAAGACAGAGGGCGUAGCUCUAGUAGCGAUGAUACUCGGCGAAGUAGAAGUAGAAGCCCAUCCGCGAAACACAAGGAGGAUGGCCGCAGAUAUCGCCAUGAGGAACGAAGGCACAGCAAAGACGCAGACAGGGUGAAGAAAGAUAGACGGCGCGGAAAAUCUAGCAGUGACGAAAGUAAGACGGAGCAGGAUAUCAGAAGAAGUGCCAUCACGGGAAAAAAGCUAAAGCUGAAGGUCCGAAAGACUGUGGACGACAAAGUAAGGGAGAAGAACAGAACACAGCUACUGCAACACCUCAACCAGAUGUAUGAUUGACACAUCUGUCUGAUUGGAGGUCGGAAAGCAGUUCUACCUUAUAUUCUUUCUGGUCUCGGGUGCUGGAUGUACUUUGACCAACCGCAACCCCAAAAAAAUGAAUGAGAAUAUUCUAGAUGUCGUGAAUGGUAUGUCUAUCGGGUGGGUCAAUGGUCUUGAGGUGUUCGGCUAUCCGUUUCACUUCAUUUCCCGAACCGCUGCUGACACGACGCCAUAUGCCGC
Messenger RNA from Fimicolochytrium jonesii, 1026 nucleotides. RefSeq lists its product as uncharacterized. The transcript is spliced from 6 exons. The record is from RefSeq and is a predicted model, not a curated record. NCBI's taxonomy places the organism in Eukaryota, Fungi, Chytridiomycota, Chytridiomycetes, Spizellomycetales, Powellomycetaceae. Bases 229 to 804 code for a protein of 191 amino acids.